Molecule: messenger RNA, 1192 nt
Organism: Cajanus cajan (pigeon pea)
Lineage: Eukaryota; Viridiplantae; Streptophyta; Magnoliopsida; Fabales; Fabaceae
Gene: PDX2
Product: pyridoxine biosynthesis 2
Biological process (GO): pyridoxine metabolic process; pyridoxal 5'-phosphate biosynthetic process
Cellular component (GO): cytosol; glutaminase complex
Molecular function (GO): glutaminase activity
Source: RefSeq, a predicted model, not a curated record
CCCCUACCGUACUUAAUUUGGCGAUGCUAACUAAACCUAAGUUUGGGCCAACCUGAACAAGUGGAGUUGGGAGGGAAGUGAACACCACUACCCCGACACCCUCAAACGUGAGGACCAAACUCGUUGGUUGUUAUACACAAAACAUUAAACCUCUUCAACAAGCAAGCGCUUCUAUCUUUCUCUGUUUCUCAACAGCAUGACCGUCGUUGGUGUUCUCGCGUUGCAAGGCUCUUUCAACGAGCACAUAGCUGCUCUUAGAAGGUUAGGGGUGAAAGGCGUGGAGAUUCGGAAACCGGAGCAGCUUCACACCGUUACUUCCCUCAUCAUCCCCGGUGGAGAAAGCACCACCAUGGCUAAACUCGCCGAGUAUCACAACUUGUUUCCUUCCUUGCGAGAGUUUGUACAAAUGGGAAAGCCUGUUUGGGGAACCUGUGCAGGGCUUAUAUUCUUGGCAAAUAAAGCUGUAGGACAGAAGACUGGUGGACAACAUCUGGUUGGUGGACUUGAUUGUACAGUGCAUAGAAAUUUCUUUGGCAGCCAGAUUCAAAGCUUUGAGGCAGAGCUUUCAGUGCCAGAGCUCACCUCCAAGGAAGGUGGUCCUGAAACAUUUCGUGGGAUUUUUAUUCGUGCACCUGCAAUUCUUGAAGCAGGGCCUGAAGUUCAAGUGCUGGCUGAUUAUCCUGUAUCUUCUAACAGAUUGUUGAAUUCUGAUUCCUCUGUUGAAGACAAAACGGAAAAUGCUGAGGAAGAAAGUAAAGUUAUAGUUGCUGUGAGACAAGGGAACAUACUAGGAACUGCUUUUCAUCCUGAAUUGACAUCUGAUACUCGAUGGCAUAGUUAUUUUAUAAAAAUGUCAAAUGAGAUUAUAGAAGAGGCCUCCUCAAGUAGCCUUGUUCCUGCACAAGUCGGUACAAGUCACAAUCAACCAUCUCUCAGUGACCUUCCUAUCUAUCAAUAGGACCGCAAUACUCGCCAAGCCUUUCUUGAACAAUUGUGGAUGAUUUUUUUUUUUCAUUGAUGGAUCUUAGAAAAUAGCUAAAAAGUAUUCUUUUUCAUAUUUUUGACAAUAGUAUUAUAUAUAAACUUUGGUGUUUUCUAGUGUGUAUGUAGUCACCUGGAUGUCAAUAUUCAUUCUAGCAUUUUCUGUUGGUGAUCAUAAGUAGCUAUUUGCUACCUAAUUGUUAUUCUGGCA